This is a messenger RNA of Penicillium egyptiacum, 606 nucleotides long. NCBI's taxonomy places the organism in Eukaryota, Fungi, Ascomycota, Eurotiomycetes, Eurotiales, Aspergillaceae. The record is from the annotation of a GenBank genome assembly.
AUGCCACUCCCAUCCGGCUGUGGUGUGUGCGGCAACAAAGAUGGACUUCUUCGUUGCUCUAACUGCAAGGUCAUGAUGUACUGUGAUGUCGAGCACCAGGCCGCCCACUACAACGCGCACAAGUCUGCUUGCAGCGCUAUCAGAAGAUGUCGUGCUGCUAUGGAGAAAGAAGAACAGGCCUUACGGGAUCAUCCAGGUUAUAUGUUACUGCCAGCUGAUGUCUUCACUCACGGCGUCGGAAACUUCUGGGGGAUCUUCGACACCCGCCCUUACAUGAGAUCCCGUAGUGCUCUAUAUGAUGCAAUGAGACAUGUUAAGAACAUUGAAUCGCUUCUAGCACAACUCGACAUCCUGAUGGAAAACCUGCGGCUCUGUCGAAGCGACAACAUGGGCUGGCGAGACGUCAUCCCCGGCCUGAUGAUUCGUCUCCAGCAGGACCAGGAAUGUUAUGAUUUUCUGAAGUGGUGGGCUACGACCUUCCAGAAGGAUAACUAUAAUUGGGGUGACAAUACUCUGCCGUACCUUGACAUCAUGAACGCCAAUCCCCUCGAGCCAGUCGACAUGUUCUGUGACAAGUUGUUUGAUCUUCCCAUAUUGUCGCUGUGA